Molecule: messenger RNA, 5901 nt
Organism: Oryzias latipes (Japanese medaka)
Lineage: Eukaryota; Metazoa; Chordata; Actinopteri; Beloniformes; Adrianichthyidae
Gene: erbb2
Product: erb-b2 receptor tyrosine kinase 2
Biological process (GO): protein phosphorylation; positive regulation of cell population proliferation; neuron differentiation
Cellular component (GO): plasma membrane; signaling receptor complex; basal plasma membrane
Molecular function (GO): ATP binding; transmembrane receptor protein tyrosine kinase activity
Source: RefSeq, a predicted model, not a curated record
ACGGGAGCGCGCUUGUCACACUGUUACUACCAACAGUCCGAGUUCGGAAGUCUCCGUGGAUAGGAAGAAGGGCAGCAAUUUCACUAAGGGAGUCGAGAUUAAAGCUGCUAUUAUUUUAAGGUCUAAUAUUUUAAGAAGGAAAAGACCUAUUGUGUUUUUUUUGUCGGCUACAACGAAUAUUAGACAGACCUAACUCUGGAAUAUGGACUAAACGCGCCGGGUGCGAGCAGAUGGAAGCCGCGAGAAGUUUGGUGUUUAUCGGAGCCGUUCUGCUCGGAGUGCCGGGCGUUUUGGGCGGAGAAGUCUGCCGGGGCACGGACAUGAAGCUGGCCCUGCCCUCCAGCCUGGAAAAUCACUACAACACCCUGAAGCUCCUGUACACCGACUGCCAAGUUGUCCAUGGCAACCUAGAGAUUACACACCUCCAUGGAAACCCUGACCUCUCCUUCCUGCAGGGGAUUAUAGAGGUGCAGGGUUAUGUCCUCGUUGCUAAUGUCUCAGUGAGUCUUGUGCCUUUGGACAACCUUCGGAUCAUAAGAGGCAGCCAGCUGUUCGACUCCCAAUAUGCAAUUGCUGUCCUGAAUAACACUCAGGGAAAUCGGGGGCUGAGGACCCUCCGUCUCCGCAGCCUAACGGAGAUCCUGCAGGGUGGGAUUAACAUUUGGCAGAACCCCUACCUGUGCUUCCCCGACCCCCGGAGUAUAGAUUGGAGCGACAUACUGGAUAAGCAGAGCAACCAAUCCAAAAUCCCCAAACUGCAGCCGCGGGCCCCUAACUGUCCAAGCUGCUCCUCUGCAUGUGCGAAAGGUUGCUGGGGAGAAACGUCGCAAGAUUGCCAAACGUUGACGGGAAAUUGCGCGUCUGGCUGUCAGCGAUGUAAAGGCCCUCUGACCAGUGACUGCUGCCACAAGCAGUGUGCUGCCGGCUGCACCGGACCCAGAGACUCGGACUGUCUGGCAUGUCGUCACUUCAACGACAGUGGUGUGUGCAAGGAGAACUGUCCCGAGCCCACCAUCUACGAUCCCAACAACUACCAGGCCAAGCCCAACGCAAACAAAAAGUUCUACUUCGGAGCCUUCUGCGUCAAGACGUGUCCCAAUAACUACCUGGCUAUGGAAGUGGCCUGCAUUUUAUAUUGUUCACAAUCCAACCAGGAAGUGAUCACCAUCAAUCCUGAUGGAACGGAGACUCAGAAGUGUGAAAAGUGUGAAGGAAAUUGUCCAAACGUGUGCUAUGGUCUGGGUAUGGACAACAACGGUGUCAUCGACAACCAUGGAAUCACCGUGGUAACAUCCGCUAACGUGAAGCAAUUCAGCAACUGCAAGAAGAUUUUUGGAAGUCUUGCGUUCCGCGCCCAGAGCUUUGAGAGGGAUCCUGUAACCAACGCAUCCGGCCUCACUGUGGAGCAGCUCCAAACUUUCAAGAACUUGGAGGAGAUUGCAGGUUAUCUGUACAUUGAUGCAUGGCCUGAGGAGCUGAGUAACCUGAAUGUCUUUGAGAACCUGCGUGUGAUCAGAGGCAGGAUGCUUUACAUGGGUGUGUUUUCACUGGCCAUCCAAAGCCUAAACAUCGAGUCUCUUGGGCUACGUUCACUGCGCAGCGUCAGCGGGGGUCUGGUUAUGGUAUACAACAACUCACAGUUGUGUUAUGUUGAUGAUGGGCUCUUGAAGAAUCUGUCCCAUCACGGUGAGGGGUCCAAAAUCAUCAUAAGCAACACCAAGCAACCCCAAGUCUGUGAGUCGGAGGGGCAUGUCUGCCACUCGUUGUGUAAAGGAGGCUGUUGGGGCCCGGGGCCCAGACAGUGUCUGUCCUGCAUGUUUCUCCGGCGUGGAACUGAAUGUGUGGAGCACUGUAACAUCAAUGAUGGGCCUGUGCGUGAAUUUGAACACAACUCUGUGUGCACCCCCUGUCACGAGGAGUGCCGACCUCUCAACGGCACCGCCUCCUGCAAGGGUCCGGGUCCGGAGGACUGUACGGAGUGUCGACACUUCCGGGACGGAAAGGUUUGUGUGGAGCAGUGUCCGAGUGGUGUGAAGGAGGAACAUCAGACCAUAUGGAAAUACAGCAACGCUACCGGCCACUGUCUGCCAUGCAACACUAACUGCACCCUCUCUUUCAGCUGCUCAGUGAAGGAUGAGCGGGGCUGCCCUAUUGACACCAGGACAGGACCUGGCACUACUAUAGCAGCAGCAGUGGGUGGAGUGGUCCUCUUCUUCAUCCUUCUGGCUCUCCUGGUUUUCUAUCUGAGGCGACAGAGUAAACUGAAAAGGAAGGAGACGGUGAGGAGGUACCUGCAGGAGCAGGAGCUAGUAGAGCCUUUGACUCCCAGUGGCGCAUCUCCUAACCAAGCCCAGAUGCGCAUCCUGAAGGAGACCGAGCUGAAGAAGCUGAGGGUUCUGGGUGCAGGGGCCUUCGGCACCGUCCACAAGGGCGUUUGGACUCCUGAAGGGGAAACUGUUAAAAUACCUGUAGCUAUUAAGGUGUUGCGGGAGAACACCUCUCCAAAGGCCAACAAAGAAAUCCUGGAUGAGGCCUAUGUGAUGGCGGGGGUCACCAGCCCCUACGUCUGUCGCCUUCUGGGAAUUUGUCUGACCUCCACCGUGCAGCUGGUCACUCAGCUGAUGCCGUACGGCUGUCUCCUGGAUUACGUCCGGGAGAACAAGGACUGCAUCGGUUCGCAGUUUCUCCUGAACUGGUGUGUCCAGAUCGCUAAGGGCAUGAGUUACCUGGAGGACAUCCGGUUGGUCCACAGAGAUCUGGCCGCCCGCAACGUUCUGGUAAAGAACCCGAACCACGUGAAGAUCACGGACUUUGGUCUGGCCCGUCUGCUCGAUAUAGACGAGACCGAGUAUCAUGCUGAUGGAGGGAAGGUACCCAUUAAAUGGAUGGCUUUGGAGUCAAUAAUGCACAGAAGGUUCACUCAUCAGAGCGACGUGUGGAGCUACGGAGUGACUGUUUGGGAGCUAAUGACCUUUGGAUCAAAGCCUUAUGACACGAUCCCAGCAAGGAAAAUUCCUGAUGUCCUCGAGGGGGGAGAGCGUCUUCCUCAGCCCCCCAUCUGCACCAUCGACGUCUACAUGAUAAUGGUCAAAUGUUGGAUGAUCGAUCCGGACAGCAGGCCCAAGUUCAAAGAACUGGUCCAGGAGUUUACCGCCAUGGCUAGAGAUCCACCUCGCUAUUUAGUCAUUAAGAACGACGAACACAUGAGCACCAGCAAUCCAGUGGACAGCCGCUUUUAUAGGAUGCUUCUGGAGGAGGGGGAUAACAUGGGGGAAAUGAUGGACGCGGAGGAUUACCUGGUGCCCCAGCCAAACCUCUUCCCACGCACGAACGGAGACGAGCAUCAGGCCAACGGGCCGUCCAGGCGCCAGUCACACAGGCAAAGCAGAGAUCAUGAUUUAGAGGCGGAAACCUCGCUGACCGUUGGUCCUCAGAGUAUGUACUCCUCGGCGGGAACGCUCAUCCGCAGCCAGUAUCCUGCCUCGCAGGUGGGCACCAGCGCCACAAACGGCGCAUGGCCGCCGUACCCUGUUCUGGCCCGCAGCACGUCAGCAGGGGGCCAGUCGGACUCUGUUUUCCUGGACGCGGUUCCGGACGGCCUCGCCGUUUCCCCGCUCUCCCCGGGGCGCUACUGCAAAGAUCCCACCCAUCCCAGCGAAGGCCAGGACCUGGAAAUUGGCGGGCUAAACGGUUUUCAGCCCCACCCCCAUCACACACUGCCCAGGCGGACUCGUAUCAAUAAUCCCAACUGCGCUCCGCCAGAAUAUGUGAAUCAGGACGUUCCGGAUUUUAAGCCGGGGAUUUCCGAGCGACCCACCACACUUCCACGCAAAGGCCGCAAAGCAGACAGACUCUUGCCUAACGGUCUGAGCUCUGGCCACAGUGUGGAGAACCCCGGCUACCUGGUUCCUGUCAGUUCUCCCGCCUUUGAUAAUCCAUACUACCUGGACCUGGAGUCCAAAUCUGACCCUGAAGCUGGGGUGGCAGAUGCCAGUCCCACGCUUGAAAGCAAUGGCAGAGUUCCCAAGCAAGUCAACGGGUUUGUGACUCCCACUGCAGAAAAUCCCGAGUAUCUUGGACUAACAGACACCUGGAGUGGACAUACUUGAGAGGAAGGACUGGAGAAAGGAAGAUGAACAUUUUGUGACAGAAAUGAGCCAGAUUUGUGUAAAACUGAAACAGAAUGGGCUCAUUGUUGCCAAACAGAAGAACCAGAGUCCAAACCAUUGAAGGCUUUCCUUCAAAAGUCAUCACUGACUCAACACAAUGUAGCAUUAAUAGUGUCUGUGGCACUAUGUAUUCCUGUCACUCUUUCAAACAAGCAGUGCCAAAAAGCAGUUUACGUCUUGUGUAAAUGACUCCACAAACGAGGCUUUUGUGAAAAUAUAAGAAGCGUCUGAUUACUAUAGAAUCAACAGAUUCUUGCAUUCAGGUUUUUUAUUUUUUUUUAUUUAGUCUUUAUUCUGUUCUGUUGCAGUUUGAAAAAACAUGUCCACUUUGUCAAAGUGAACCAUCGUGUGCAUUCAGGCAGAUAUUUUGUAUUCUGGUCACUUUCUCCCAGACCUUACGGGGGUCUUCAAAACUGUCAAGGCCAAAUUGUUUUAAACAGAGAAAGGCCCUGCUGCCCAUCUGGGCUAUGAACACACAACCGUCGCAGAAGAAAAGGCCUUCGACUGUCUAUGUCCACACCUGCAGCCAUUUUUUGGUACAUGAAAUCAAUUGAGAUAAAUUUGCAGAUUUUAUAAGCAGCAUCUUUGUGUCAAAUGUGAUUCAAAGGAGACAAAAGCAUCACACCGCUCUGUUCAGAUGAUCAAUGCAAAGAAUCCAGGGAUCCCAGUUAAUAAUCAACGGUUCCUUGACGUCUCUUUCAUGUGUGAGGCUGGGGAAUGUUCAAUGGAGCCAUUGUCCGACCUCUGUGAACUCUUCUCACUGGCGUUUCCCUGAUAAUGAAAGCAGCACAGAGCUGUCUGGGGGUUUCAAACCCACAGAUAAUCCAGACAAACACUACAGAGUGUGAACCUUGUAAACUUCUGUGCGUCAGAAGUCAAAAACGCAAAUGAAAAUGUGCUCAAAUUCCUCUCAUGUCUGUUUGAUAAACAUCUUUUCUCGAUGUUUUUAUACGGGUUUUAGACAUUUAUGUUCCACAAAAGCAAUCUUUAAAUAUAUAUAUAUAUAUAUAUAUAUAUAUAUAUAUAUAUAUAUAUAUAUAUAUAUAUAUAUAUAUAUAUAUAUAUCUAUAUCUUAAAUAUAAACAUCAAAAGUGUUGUUUGUUUGGUUCAAGCAGGAUUUUAUUUGUAAAAAUUUACUUUGUAACUUGUAAUAUUAUUUGAGAUUUUUUUAAGGGUUUCAUUUUAAUGUACAGGCAACAAACUCCCACUUGAACAGAUUUCUAAUUUAAUUUAAAAUAUGAUAAUGUGGCAUUUUGUCUUUUAUUUGUCCAUUCCACAUAAAGGAAGUACCACUCCUUGGCCAAACUGACAAUUAUUAAGGGAAUCUCACAAAGUCUUGUAAUGAGAAGAUGAUCAUUUCCAGAUAUUGUGAAAUCAUGGAUUAUACUCUGACCUAACCAAACAUCCUCUUCUGAGCGGUCUUUGUUCUCCGUGUUCAAAAUGUAAACUUUUGAACUCUCAGUUUUGCUGAAAGUCCUGUUGUAUUCUAAAUAGUUCCUAAAGUCAGUAAGAAAGAGAAUAUUUUUAUAAAAGUAUUGGGAGAACUGCAAACGCUUUUGUAAAAUAAAAUCCGUCAUCUGCAAGUUGAAGAAAACACUUUUUUGUAUUUUCACUGUUUUUUUUAUUAGUUUCUCUGGUUUGGGGAAUUUGUACAUAUUGCUUCUUUUUGGUAUGUGUUGAUUGUGUAAAUGUACAGAAUAUACGUGAAAACAAUAAAUGUGGUAAAUAAUUA